GCGGACGUGAAGCUUCCACGGAGCGGGAAUAGCAGAAGCGCAGCCGCCGCCGCCGCCGCCCGGGUGGGAAUCUCCCAGACCGUCCCAGAUGGAUGAUCUCUGUGAAGCAAAUGGCUCUUUUGCCAUCCGCUUAUUAAAAAUAUUGGGUGAAGAAGACAAGUCACAAAAUGUAUUCUUCUGCCCCCUGAGCAUCUCCUCUGCCCUGGCCAUGGUCUUCAUGGGGGCAAAAGGAAACACAGCAUCCCAGAUGUCACAGGCACUUUGCUUGGACAGAGGUGGAGAUAUUCACCAAAGUUUCCAGUCGCUGCUCACUGAAGUCAACAAAACUGGCACUCAGUGCUUACUUAGAACCGCCAGCCGACUCUUUGGAGAAGAAACGUGUGAUUUCCUUUCAACCUUUAAGGAAUCCUGUCAGAAGUUCUAUCAAGCAAGUCUGGAGGAGUUGUCUUUUGCUAAAGACACUGAAGCAUGCAGAAAACACAUCAACAACUGGGUGACAGAAAAAACGGAAGGUAAGAUUUCAGACGUUCUUGGUCCUGGGACAAUUGGUCCACAGACUAAACUGGUCCUUGUGAAUGCUAUGUAUUUCAAAGGAAAGUGGAAUGAGCAAUUUGACAGAAAGUACACAAGGGGCAUGCUCUUUAAAACUAACCAGGAGAAAAAAACAGUUCAGAUGAUGUUCAAGGAAGCUAAAUUUAAGAUGGGGUAUGUAGAUGAGGUGCAAAUGCAAGUCCUAGAACUGCCCUAUGCAGAAGAGGAACUGAGCAUGGUCAUUCUGCUUCCUGAUGAAAACACUGAUCUUGCUGUGGUGGAAGAAGCACUUACAUAUGAGAAGUUCAGAGCCUGGACGAAUCCGAAAACCAUGACAAAAAGCAAAGCUCAAGUUUUCCUCCCCAGGUUAAAGCUGGAAGAGAAUUAUGACUUGGAGUCUUUUCUCCGAAAUUUAGGAAUGAUUGAUGCUUUUGAGGAAUCCAAGGCUGACUUCUCUGGAAUGUCAACUAAGAAGAAUGUGCCUGUGUCCAAAGUUGCCCACAAGUGCUUUGUGGAGGUCAACGAGGAAGGCACAGAGGCAGCUGCAGCCACCGCAGUGGUCAGGAAUACCAGGAGCUGCAGAGUAGAACCAAGGUUUUGUGCUGAUCACCCUUUCCUUUUCUUCAUCUGGCACCCCAAGACCAACAGCAUCUUGUUCUGUGGCAGGUUUGCAUCUCCAUAAAGAGGCAUGAUUUCUGUACAUGCCCUCCUUUUCUUCUGCCACUUGCCUUAAUUUUAUGUGGCCAAAUUGGUAUGGUGGCUUGAAUGCCAAAAUAAAGUGUAUACAUGUGAGUAGUUUUUGAAUGUCUUUAAUGAAGGUUCCAGUGCAAUGGAGUACAAUUGAGGCUUCGAAUGUGUAGAGUUAGGGGGUGAGAAGUCCAAGCUUGUUUUAGCAUGUUUAGAGUACAUCUCAUUGUCUUCCCCCUGACUUAAAGCUGUGUCCAUUGGGAACAUUUCAUUGAUUCAUCACCUACUCCUUGAUGUGCUCUUCCAUCCUGUAGUGAUCUCCGAGCUCUGUUCACCAUAACUGCCAGACUCACCAGGGGACACCAGACUCACUGCACAUAAAGCCAGGGGUGAACGCUACACAAUAAAUACUGUUGCCACUCAGAGUCUCACACACAGCUUUAAUGUGUGCCUCCCUCCAUCAGUAUCACACUUGGUAUAUAUGUCCCAUGUCUCACAGUUUCUUAUGAAAACAUUCCCUUCAGAACUUUUCCUCACAAACCUUAGACUGAAGCUCAGUAGUGAGCUUCAGGACUGAAGUGGGAUACAAAACUCUGAAAUGUGUCAUGUCACUAUCUUCCUUUCUCUAGCCUCUGAAACAUGCAAAACUCCAAAGAACCUUCACACCAAACAAUUCUUGACAGCCUAAUACCUCUGAUUAAGCGUGUAUGCCCAGACAUGGAUCACACACAUCCUUGACUUAAGAAACAGGCCCUCUAUAUAUUUUCUGACUAAAAAAUUUGUAUCAUAGCAACAAUUUAGAAAUUAUAAAAAAAUACACAGAAAAUUUAAGUCAUCUGCAAUUCUGCAACCCAGCAAUCACUGUUAAUAGUGAUAGUGAUCAUUCCUAAAUUUACGUGUGCAAACUUAAAUUUAUAAGCAUUUUAGCCCAGUUAAUCAUAACUUCUAUGCCUUUUUUUCCAUCGUUACUAUAAUCCUUGCUCAAGAUGAGUGUCUUUCUGUAUCAUCAGUUUU
Castor canadensis (American beaver) is the source of this 2232-nucleotide messenger RNA. Its product is annotated as serpin B8. Gene Ontology annotation, biological process: negative regulation of endopeptidase activity. Gene Ontology annotation, molecular function: serine-type endopeptidase inhibitor activity. Gene Ontology annotation, cellular component: cytoplasm. The record is from RefSeq and is a predicted model, not a curated record. Lineage: Eukaryota; Metazoa; Chordata; Mammalia; Rodentia; Castoridae.